UUAUAAUAGUUGAUCGCAAGUUACAUUUCCCGUCAUCUUCCUGGGAGAACUCCAAAAGAUUUCGCAGACGAGAUAAGAGUAAAAGCGGCCAGCGAGGAAAUUCCCAUGAAAGCUCUGCUGAAUCCGGGUUCUUCUCUGUGUUCGAUCUCUUCUUUGCAGAUCAAGAGAUCUCUUCACUUCGACGGGCCGAGUUCUUCAUGUCUCCGCUUCCCUCUGAGCGAUCGAUGCCGUCCGUCGCGGCGGAGGCUCGCCGGUGGUUUGGCCGUGAGUGCCGUUUUGGAUUCCUCAAUCAUGGAGCAGUUAGGGCUAAAGGAAUCCGAUAUUGUGAACCCCGCUGUCUCUUCUUCUUACAGGAGGUCGACGCUUGCGAAGCCGAACCAAACCGUGCUUGACGCCCAAGCUAGGGUUUGCACCGGACCCACGCAGACCAGACCCCUCACCGAAGAACAGGCUUUCAAGGUGCUUGAUACUAUAUUACGAUCAGCUAGAGGGGAACUAAAAAACGAAGAACCAGUUUCUAACGCGCAACUGGGAGCGUUUUUUGCUGCGAUGACUAUCCGUGCAAAUGCUUUCCCUGAGGAAACUCAAUGGAGUGAAGGUGAACGGCGGGCGAUGAGUGUGCUCUGGCCACUCCUGGCUCGAGUGCUGCCUUCUGAUGUUCUCUUCAUUGCGGAUCCUGAAGGCUCUAUUAUGGGUGUGGGGAAUUCAGUUGGACCAAAUUUUGCAGGCAAUGGAACUACUGAAAUGAGACUGGUUGGUGCCCUAAGAGAAAUUUUAGCUGGAGGGCACCUAGGGUAUGAAGAGGUCCAGGGUGUUUUAAGAGAUGUUCUUCCACUCGUGACAGAAGAUAGUCUAUCCUCAGGAGUUAGUGAGGCCUUGCUUUCUGCUUUUUUGAUCGGCCAACGUAUGAACAGAGAAACAGAUCGCGAGCUUAAAGCUUACUGCCUCGCAUUGGAUGAUGAACUUGGAGCUCCUCCAGUUGCUGACGUCAAAUCAUUAACCCAUUAUGGCGAGCCUUAUGAUGGAAAUACUCGUUACUUUCGAAGCACCUUGUUUGUUGCUGCAGUUAGAUCCUGCUAUGGCGAAUCUUCAAUGCUUCAUGGGGUGGAAUGGAUGCCACCUAAAGGGGGUGUGACUGAAGAACAAAUGCUAAAGUUUAUGGGAGCAAAUACAAGCUUGUCCCUUCAGCAUGCAAAGGAACUCAUCGAGGACGAGAAGGCUGGAUUUGCAUAUCUUAGUCUACGGGAAGCUCGACCAUCCUUUUAUUCUUUGGUUGGGGUAAGGGAGCAUAUAAAGAAACGCCCUCCACUGGCAACGACAGAGAAAGUUCAACAAUUUGUGAGGGCCACAGGGAAGGAAGCGAUUGUGGCUGGGUUUUACCAUGAAGGCUACGAAGAGCCUUUGUUAAUGCUUAUGAGAAGAAGAGGUGUACAUUCGGGAUUGGUGAUUAAGGGUGAGGAGGGAGCCCUCUCGAUGACGACACGAGUGCGAGCAGCAACUGUCUCUAAAGGGCUACCGGUUAACUAUUGCUCCGGGUUUCGUUCUUUGAGUUCAGAAUCUGCUCUCGAAGUUGACGGUACGAAUAGCUCAAACACGAUAUCCAUACUUGAAUCAAGUGCUAGAAUUUCCGUAAGAACUCAUUCCGCAUUAUGUUCACGCUAAUUCGACAAACCCAUAGCUAGAGAUUUCCUCAUAAAAAGUGGUUUGUAGGUGGGAUCCAAAUGGAUAUAUAAGCUAUCAGCUAAUGGGUAUUUGAUUGACUUUGCAUUGCAAUA
Messenger RNA from Tarenaya hassleriana, 1775 nucleotides. RefSeq lists its product as uncharacterized. The record is from RefSeq and is a predicted model, not a curated record. NCBI's taxonomy places the organism in Eukaryota, Viridiplantae, Streptophyta, Magnoliopsida, Brassicales, Cleomaceae. The transcript has 8 exons. Gene Ontology annotation, cellular component: cytosol. Gene Ontology annotation, biological process: GMP biosynthetic process. Gene Ontology annotation, molecular function: GMP synthase activity. Bases 106 to 1662 code for a protein of 518 amino acids.